UCUGUGAGCGGCAGGGAGUCAGUAAAAAGAAGUCAAAAGGAACAAGAGCCUCAUUACCUGAUCGGUGUCAGCCUGAGAAGGAAGGUGUUAGACCAUCGGCAACCAUGAAGCUGCUACAGGAAGCAACAAACAAUAAAAAGUUAAUAAAAUCUCAGGUGGAGAAACGUCGAAGGGAGAGAAUGAACCGCAGUUUGGAGUGUCUGAGGACCAUGUUGCUGCAGGAGCCACAAGAAGGGUCCACUCAGCACCGAGUGGAGAAAGCUGAGAUACUAGAGCACACAGUCCUCUUCCUCCAGAACACUGCCAAAGGAGACAAGACUACAGGUGGAGGUGGGGACCAGAAACGCUCCUUCCAGGACGGUUUCUGCACUUGCCUGCAGAGAGCUGCGGGGUUUCUGGGCCCCGAGGGGAAAGGGUCGGAGCUCGGAUCGGCGCUGGAUGCAGCUUUCGCCGCACGUUUGGCCCGUUCAGACUCACAGCCCGAAGGUCUCCAAAGCAGAAACUUUGUGCCACACGCAAAGUUUAUUCUGCGGAUGCUGAGGCAGAAGUCCAAGCUCAGACUGCCGGCACGUGCCUCCGGGGAGAAACGUUUGAUCCGACCUUACCCACUCCCACUCCAACAAAGGUUUCCCAGAGUCCCCAAACAGCCUCAGAAACAAAGAGAGUCUGAGAUCAGAGCGGAGAGAGGAGCGACCAAACAGAGCUCAUCCCAGAGCUCCCCGUCCAGCCAGACUUUGUGGAGACCUUGGCCCUGAUCAACAGGAAGUGACUUCAGAACUAUCAAUGACUAUGAACUAUUUAACAAAAACACUCAAAAAUAUUUAAUAUUGAUUGUUGGUAUCUAUUUGAUGUAACUGAAAGGGAUGGGUGUUGUAGUCUUAUAAAGACUCAUAACCUCAGAUCCUGUAAAUAAUGUAGCUAAAUGUAUGUUUUGUACCUGCGCUGUAUGUAUGAUAGGGUUAACUCACUGUUUUAAAUACUUUUCAAUGAGCUCUGUCAGUGGGGCAUCCAUUUAAUCUGCUUACACAGGGACUACCGCGGGACACAGGUGAGCUGGAUUAGCCCAGCGGUCCAGCUGGGAUUGCUGCGCUGAGUGAAGAGGUGUGCUGUGCUGUGACUGAGUGUCCAUCCAUCACAUUUCCAGGUGUGGAAGCUCAGGGUCUGAGGCUGAGAGACCCACGCAGCUCCUCAUAUUCACCUCUCUGCUGGCGCGAGCGACAUCUGUGUCUCUGUGUACAAUAUCACUUGUAUUCAAUCUGACGUUAAAUCUUGUCUUUUUUGCACAAUAAUUUAUUCUGGAUGUCUCCCUAUGGUGAGCUGUACUCUUUAU
Oreochromis aureus is the source of this 1330-nucleotide messenger RNA. Its product is annotated as transcription factor HES-7-like. The transcript has 4 exons. Lineage: Eukaryota; Metazoa; Chordata; Actinopteri; Cichliformes; Cichlidae. Bases 105 to 755 code for a protein of 216 amino acids. Gene Ontology annotation, cellular component: nucleus. Gene Ontology annotation, molecular function: DNA-binding transcription factor activity, RNA polymerase II-specific; RNA polymerase II cis-regulatory region sequence-specific DNA binding; protein dimerization activity. The record is from RefSeq and is a predicted model, not a curated record. Gene Ontology annotation, biological process: regulation of transcription by RNA polymerase II; anterior/posterior pattern specification; regulation of neurogenesis.